This is a messenger RNA of Venturia canescens, 6919 nucleotides long. RefSeq names its product Mediator complex subunit 1 (gene MED1). Lineage: Eukaryota; Metazoa; Arthropoda; Insecta; Hymenoptera; Ichneumonidae. Gene Ontology annotation, biological process: regulation of transcription by RNA polymerase II. The record is from RefSeq and is a predicted model, not a curated record. Gene Ontology annotation, cellular component: mediator complex. The transcript has 10 exons. The coding region runs from base 616 to 6624 and encodes 2002 amino acids. Gene Ontology annotation, molecular function: transcription coregulator activity.
UGCAAAACUUGCAAAACAUUUGCACUGGUUUUCGGAUGGGCAGAAGGUGUGUUGCAUAGAGAUACGAGAGAAAAUAAUGCUUCCAGCUGGAAAAUUUAAUUAAUUGGUCGACAUUAGUAUUGUCCACGAAUUCUCUUUCUUCGUAAACGCUUUCUGCGAGCUUCGUAUUUCAUUCGUUUCUCUAUCUCGUACACAUCUUGAUACACAUCGCAUGAGUGAAUCGAAUAUUGCUAAGUGACCUGUGACUGAAUAACAUUUUCAACUCGUUUGAUGAACAAUCGUCCGUGCGGAUGUGUUUAUAUCCGGGUGCGCCAAAUAAAAAUUACGAAAAUGUGUGAAAGUUAGUGCAGGCUUUUUUCCAACGACACACAGUGCCAGGGGCACGCUAAGCAAAAAUAUAACUUUCGGAGGAAAUUUUCAUACAACGUUAUGAUGUAGUGUUUCUCGAUGGCGGUUUUCGGUGUUUCUCCCCACGAAUAAUCAGUUUUUCGUGCGCUAAAUACAUCCGUGUUUGCCCUUUGAGGGAUACAUGGAUGCAGCGAACGGCCAAAAGCCCCUCGUGUUGAACUCUGCAUUCUGCAUUGUUGGAUUGAAAUGAGUCAGUUAACAUAACGAAUGCUUUAUUACGCUGGGCCUGUGCCCAUCGGAGGUGGCAAUGGCACGGAUAAAAGUAAAGAAUGGCAGAUGGAAUUACUCAUGGAAAAGCUGCGCUCGAAAGGGUCUGCUUUCAAAACACUUGUGGAAACAGCAAAAAAUCUCAGGAUGGCUAUGCUGGACAAAAGAUUUGCUAUUGACAGCGUAGAAAAAAAUCAGCUACAGAAAUGUUUGGAUACUCUUCAACACUCCAUAAAAGUAACUUCGCUCCAGUCAAUGGUGGAGCGAUUGGAAAGUCUUAGCAGACAAUUAGGUUUGAAGUUCAUGUCGGGUCCUGCCGGUACAGAACUUUUCAUCACUUCGGACAUGUUCUUUGUGGAAAUUCUUUUGGAAACAACAGGCGUUGUGAAAGAUGUGAAAAUUCAUCACGAAGGAAAAACUGAACAACAGAGUGGAGAAGAAUUAGUUGCUUGUCUAUCGCGCGGAGACUUUGUUGACUUUACGGCACAGUUAGAAGGUCUAGCAUCAAAUUACCAACUCAAUGCUGACAAAAAAGUCAAGUGCAAGGCCUUCAGCGCGCUUCAAUCUCUCGAAGCGGAUCUUGGUGUAUUGGCCCAGUUACAAACUUUCAUGAAAGAGCCUUUCAAUCUCGUGCACAAAAGUCCAGUUGGUAUUUUAGAAAGGCGAAAAGGUGGUCAUGCCAUGAAACUCACUUACUUCGUAUCUCCUUACGAUCUGAUCAACCAAGAAAACCGAAUUUGCGAUCAGCUCAGUCCAGAAAUCGUCAUGACGAGGAAAAUUGGUCACUCUGUAACAAUUUGUAUGGAAGGUUCUGCAUCACACAAACUGCCAACUUCGAGUAUAAUCACCGUCAACAGGAGUCCAACUGGGAAAAGUACACCUUCCUACGCACCUUUGACAAGUGCGAACUCGUCAAUGUUGCCAGCUUGUUUCGUUCUCAAAUUGGCCAAGAAAAUGCCAAUGUGUAUGGAGCUUGUACAGAGAAUACAAAAAGUAACGGAGCUUGAUUGCGGCGACGUUUCGGCUCCUCAUCCACUUUUAAGUCUCAUCGUUCAACACGCGAGUGGUGGGCAGUUGGAUUGUCGAAACAACCGGGGACUUUACGUGACGCUGCCGGAUCAGCAGCACUGUUACUUCAUGACGGAGAACAAGAGUAUGGAAGGCGUAUUGGUCGGGAGUAUACCAUUCACACACCCAGCGCACGUGCCCCAAAUAUUGGUGUAUUUGCGUCAGCAGGCAUUAUUUAACACGUUAUUGAACAGUUGCGUGCGAUCGAUGGCGCGUCAGGAGCUCGAGCACACGACAAUGUUCGAGGUGAGCGCACUGUCGUGGCAGCAUAUAUCGGUGAGUCUGGAGCAUCCAUUCGAGGAGACAAUGGCAACGGCGGAGUUGGAUUUGACGGACAUAUCGGCUGUGAAAUGCAAAUUGUACGGUGUGAGUAUGAAUAACACCGAAGCGACAUCGGAUUUGGUUGGCAAAGUGUUGCAAAGGUGCCUUAGUAUACCGUUAACGAUGAGAACGUUGAUAAAAACGUGGGAAGGUCGAACGAGCACGUUGCCGUUGGCAAGUUUGGGUGGAAACAACGGUAGUACGGGCGGUGGAACGCCGAACGGUGGAAAUUACGGCGUUGGUAAUUUAGGAUCCGGACAAAAUGGCCACGAGAACAACGGUCAAACGGGAAUGCCGGAUUUCAGCAACGGUACUGAGCCGAAACUGAAACAAGAGCCCGGUUUAAACGGAAGCAAUGGUAACGCAGCGACGGCGAGGAACCAAACCCCGCAACCGUUGCAGCAGCAGCAGCAGCAGCAGCAGCAACCUCCUCCACAACAACAACAGUCUCAACAGCAGCAGCAACAGCAGUUACCACAGCAACAGCCGCAACAACAACCACAGCAACAGCAGCAGCAGCAGCAACAACAACAACAAUCACAACAGCAUUUUUUAGAUGCCGGAACGGAGAAUAGUAUCGGUUUUCCGUCGUUUUCCGGCCAGUCCGAUACAACAAACACACCUGCGAUGCUGAAUCCAUUGCAAUUAGGCGCUCUGCUUAGCCAAAGCAAGAGCAGUUCACCUGUCGGUGGACUUUCGACCUCGAGUCAGUCAUCCUCUGGCGAAAGACCGAAGAAAACGCGCAAGCGUAAAACAGCCGAUGGCAUUUGGCGCAGUCCGAAAAGUAAAGGGGACGAUUCUGGAGAAAUUUUGUUGGAAAGUUCGAGUUCGGAUUCGACACCGCUGGGCACACCGACGGGGAGAGACAACGCGAACGGCACGAGAACUCCGACCCCAACGUCGGUUGCCGUCAGCCUCGUAAGUGGUCUCGACAUCACGAAUCUUGAUUCCAGCGAGAUCAUAUCCGGCGACACUCGGAGCUCCGAUUACGACGUUGAAGCUGAGAGCGAAGUCAUGGAAGUUCACGAUUUACCGGAUGAUUAUGGUGACGUUAUGAAGAGAGAAAAGAAGUCACGAAAAAAUCGAGAAGACAAAAAGAGUCCGAGCUUGUUCGAGGAGAACAAGGCUUCCAGUUUGGUUCCCCCUUCCGUCAGCAUAACUCCCAUUUCUAGUGCUAAUAUCGGUCAAUCUCCCAAUUACAAUUCCGUACUUACCGGUAUGGGCUUAGAGCGACGACCUGGAAUAGAAAUCAUACCAAUAUCUUCAACACCGCAAACAACUUUACCGAGUUCCAUAACGAUCACUCCGAUUGCAAAUCCAUCUAUAAAAUCUAUGAGCAGCGAGGAGCGUCGCGAUCGUAAGAGCAAACCAAGCAGCGACGAAAAAGGAAGAUUGGAGAAAAAGCGAAAACGAAAACGCGAGGACAGCCCCAUGGGACCACCGGACAAAUUGCCACCGAAACAACCGCCCCAAGACGCUCUGUCUAAACCCGUCUCCGUCAGCAUAAAACCAACCGAAACACAGCCGAACGUGAGCUCGAGGCCUUCCUCUCCAGCGACGAUGGUCAGAAAAUUUAAUCCAUCACCGACUCACACGAGCCCUUUAGCUCUAGUGGGCAAAUCGAGUCCUACGCUGAAGCAAAACGUUUCUUCGAGCAACUCGAGCGCUUCUACGUCUUCAUCGGCAGCGACAACGAGCUCGAGCAAAUCGAUACAGAGUCCGAAACAUUCGCCGGUUUAUAACAGCCCGAAACACGCUUCUUCCGGUGGAACGACAAGCGUAAGCCCGAAGCACGGAACUUCCUCACCGAAGCAUGGAAGUUCAACGAGCGCUGGUAAGCCGAGUAUGUCAGCGUUGAAAUCUGCAGCCGCGAAUAAUUCACCAUCUUCUUCGAGCAAGAGUUGCAGCGGCGAGCAAGCCUCCUCGUCGACCGCAACGACUUCGUCGUCUUCGUCCUCGUCCUCGUCAACGAAACCUAAGUCAUCCUCGAGCAAAGAUUCGAGUCGUGACAAAGAGCGUAAAAACAUGUCGUCGUCGUCGUCCUCCUCCACGAGUUUGUCAUUCAGCGGGAGCGGCUCCGGUCGCCAGAGUCCAAAGACUAAAUCGUCGAGCAGCAAGUUGAAACAGUUGGACGCCGCUCCGAGUAACAGCGGCGAGACUCCGCCGACCUCGCUACCGAGCAGCGGCAGCAGUACGCCGCCGUCGGGGAGUUCGGAUCUUGGAAAAUCUGCAACAGCCGCGCAACAACAACAGGCUCGCAAUAGAAAAGGUUCCCUGAGCGCUGUUAUUGAUAAAUUGAAAAAUGCUCAACACUGCACCGACGAAAUUAUUCCUGGGAGCGGCGGUGGCGGCGGUUCCGGAGGGGGAAAUGGCAGCGGAAACCCACAAAAAUCCUCCAGCGGUAACGGAAGUGGCAACGAGAGCGGCGGGGGCAGCUCGAGCCAAAAGGAUCGGGGACAGAGCGGAAGCUCUUCGAGCACGAAAGCUAGCGGCGAAGGUAAAUCCACUAGCAAAAGCAGCAGCCCAUCGAUGGAGGUGAAAAACUCAGCCGAGUACAUGGUCAAGCACAGUUCUGACGGAAUGAAAAUAACGAUCAACAAAACUCGUGCCAAGGACUCGAAAAGCGGUAGCAGUAUGAAAAUAGCAUCGAGCACGGGCUCGACGGUCAGUGGAGCAUUGGGAGUCCCGGUGGCUUCCUCGGGUUCGGGUAACGGAUCACCAAAAACUCACACGGGUCUUAAGCCCGGUGUGAAUUCGGGACCAGCAUCGAAGAAGCCGCAGACGCAGUCGUCGUUGAAGGUUGCGACCCAGAGCACCGGGGUUUCGUCGUCGUCGUCGUUCGGUAACAAAGUUGGUCCGACGAGCGGCAAGAUAUCAUCUUCGACGUCGAAAUCGAGUUCGAGCUCGAGUUCCACCGGCAGCGGUGGUUUAAUAGCGAAGAGCACAACGUCGAAAAUAUCGACGGGGUCUCCGAAGAUGUCGAGUUCCGGUGCUACGGAUUUGAGUAGAAAUCGUGAGAAGCCGCGAACGACGAAAUCAUCGGACAAAAGUGGCAGCGGGGGGAGCAGCGGCGGAGGCUUGUUCGCUUCGAAGGGUACGUCGGAUGCGCGGAAAGCUAGUCCCUCGGCGAUUCGCGAGGAAAGCGAGAGCGAGCGGGCGUUCAAAGUAUUGGCCGCUCACGUGACGCCUUCGGCACUGCCCAAUUUCCCACCUCAAUUGGUCGUCGAAGGUCUCAUUAAGCAGUUGGACACGAAAUUUCAAAUACCGAAAUUAUCCGCGCGGGCUAACGCUUCCGCCGACGUUUCCGACAAGAAAACAAACGCCGAAAAAGCUUCGCAGCCUAUACCGAGCCUCGAGCACCAGAGCACGAAACUCCUCGUCGACAACUUGGCUACCGUUAAAUUGGAACAAACGAAAAUUCCUCCGCAAAGCAAUCCAGCUCCGAGCUCGUUGAGCAAUAAUCCAAAAUCCGCGUCGUCCGCGUCCUCGGUCACGUCCUCUUCCACGGACACAGUCGAAGCGCCUGGUACAAGUAGACGAGAAACGGCACAAGCGAAAAUAGACAAUCUCGCGACGAGCUCGAGUACUCUGCCAAUAAUAAGCCUCGCCGGGGCCAUGAGUCCGGCGAGCCAUUUAUUGUUACAGCCAUCGGGUUCUCUCACUUCGACUACACCACCGUUGACGACACCCGGAGCCCACGAUUUAGACGUACCUACAAAUUUAUCGAUGUCCACGGGGGAAGAUUCGCGGGAUUCGUGCAAAGAGCUGUUGGUUUCGACCCCAUCGACGACGCCGAUCCGAGCAACCUCCGGUGUAGUUAAUUCUCAACAAACCUUUCCCAAAAGCAGUGUAACUAUGAGCAAUCCUCCGACCUCCUGCGUCGUCGUAACCGACGAAAUCGUUCCCAGCAGUGCACUCAGUCACGUCACAGUAGAGUCGCCAGCGAUAGUCGAAACGAGCGUGAUCCCGAAGCCGUCGGUUUAUCCAACCUCGACGGGCGUCACGAGCAGUCCGAUCGUCGGCGCAGUGGCGACAUCGGAAAGCCUUAAUUUGAGUACAAAACCAGCGGAUGCUGCCCUCAGCAAGUACAGCAAGAGUAUCGAGGACGGUAGAAAACCAAUCGACAAACCCGUCGUACCUCCAAAUUCUUCGACACCCUCAGCAUCGAAUUCGCCGAUCGAAGUUUCUUCCAAUAAAGCAGGAACGACGAUAGCCGGCUCCCAGGAAGUAGCCGAAUUGUUGCUGGAUUUUUCAACGCCCAAAGACGUUGCCAAAGUUCCGAUUGCUACGAUACCCGAGAGAGCUAUGAGCCUUCAAUCGGCACCGGUCAGAAGAAACACUCCGCCACCGCCCCCGCCGCCGCCGCCACCCCCGCCAGUUCUCUUCCCACCAAGUCCAUCCGUCAGUGUUCAUAUCGUUAAGAGCCCAGCACCGUCGCCAAGAGUAAUACCACCGUCGCCUCACGCAGCUUCACCGUGCAUCACCGACGACGAACUCAUGGACGAGGCACUCGUCGUUACGAUAGCUCGCGCUUGUUGGCUGAAUGACGUUUUGCCAAAUAACUCGGGAGUUAAAUUGUUUAUCGAACACUCGCAGCUCGAUUCCACAAUAAUCAAAUAAACAGAAACGGUUUACCGAGACGCCACUUUGCCAUUGAGUCUCGAGGAUGAGUCAAGAUAGGCUCGAGCCUCCCAUGGAAAAUCUACAGGUAUAGUGACUUAUAAAAACGUUUUGGAAAACGAUUUUUCUUUUUUUUCUUUUUUUUUCGUCCUUUUUUUUUUGUUUAAUUCGUGAAUAUUUGACUGGUAGGUAGUGCUGCUCCUAGAUACUUUAAUUAACUCGUCGGGAUUCUUCAGUGCUUCCUUCGUUCAUACAACUGAGGAGACAAUAAAUACGUAAACAAAUCUACGAGCUA